AUGAGACUCUCGCUGAGGAGUAUCCGCAUCGCUGCAGUCGCCGUCGCCGGUUCCGGUGUUGCAUUGGCGAACGCCGAUCCUGAUGACAAGCCGGAGUUAUCGAUUGGGAUUUCCGGGCCCUUGCGUAAACAACUGGAGGGACCGCGGCGUAUUGGCCAGAUAAUAAACUCUCGCCCAGCUUUUCUUUCCUGGGAUCAUUUGCAAUCUGGUAUUCUUCCGACAUUCUCAUUUAGCGCCAUUCCUGCUCUGCCUGAUGACGUAAAGAAAGAAGUGCCUGCUGAUGCCAGCGAAAGUCCGAAACCGUGUCCUCAAUGUUUGGGGAGGGACACCAUUGCAAAUGCAGCUGCUAGGGUUGGUCCUGCAGUUGUAAAUUUAUCUGUUCCGCAGGGUUUCCACAGCAUUACCACCGGAAAGAGUAUAGGAUCUGGAACUAUAAUCAACAAGGACGGUACGAUUUUAACCUGUGCUCAUGUUGUGGUUGAUUUCCACGGAUUUCGCUCUUCAUCUAAAGGCAAGGUUGCGGUAACUCUGCAAGAUGGUCGAACAUUUGAGGGUACUGUUGUCAAUGCGGAUAUGCAUUCUGACAUUGCCAUUGUAAAAAUCAAUUCAAAGGUUCCUCUUCCAACAGCAAAACUUGGCUCUUCGGGCAAACUUCGACCUGGAGACUGGGUGGUAGCAAUGGGCUGUCCUCUUUCCCUUCAAAAUACUGUUACGGCUGGCAUUGUCAGUUGCGUAGACCGCAAAAGCAGUGAUCUGGGUCUUGGAGGAAUGCGAAGAGAAUAUUUACAGACUGAUUGUGCAAUCAAUGCGGGAAAUUCUGGAGGGCCUCUUGUUAAUAUUGAUGGAGAAGUUGUUGGCGUUAAUAUAAUGAAAGUGUUAGGUGCAGACGGAUUGAGUUUUGCUGUACCAAUCGAUUCAGUUUCGAAAAUAAUAGAACACUUCAAGAAAAGUGGGAGAGUUAUUCGACCUUGGCUGGGAUUGAAAAUGGUUGAUCUUAAUGAGAUGAUCAUCGCUCAGCUCAAGGAAAGAGAUCCUGCAUUCCCCGAUGUCGAGGGAGGUGUUCUUGUACCGACGGUAACUCCAGGAUCCCCAGCUGAUCGUGCUGGCUUCCAACCAGGUGACGUAGUCAUCGAGUUUGAUGGGAAGCCUGUUGGCAGCAUCACUGAGAUAAUCGAAAUCAUGGGGGACAAAAUUGGGAUCCCAAUAAAGGUUGUUGUUAGAAGAGCAAAGGACAGCCUCGUCACUUUGACUGUAGUUCCGGAGGAGACCAACUUAGAUAUCUGAAGGAAGAUGGUGACAAACUUCAAUCAAUAUGCAUUGAACAAUUUAUGAUUCACUUGAUUCUUCUCUAUAUUUUAGUUAAAGAAGGGACCAAAUGGUCUCCCACUUCAAGAGAAAAAGAAACAGUAUGACCGCCAGAUAGAAAUAAAUUUUGGAAGAGUCCUGCAUAAAUUCAUGAUUCUCUUAACAUUAGAAAAGCGAAUGCAAUAUUUUGUUCUGGGCCAUUCUGGUAA
Messenger RNA from Rhodamnia argentea, 1514 nucleotides. Its product is annotated as putative protease Do-like 14. Lineage: Eukaryota; Viridiplantae; Streptophyta; Magnoliopsida; Myrtales; Myrtaceae. The coding region runs from base 1 to 1284 and encodes 427 amino acids. Gene Ontology annotation, molecular function: serine-type endopeptidase activity; protein binding. The transcript is spliced from 11 exons. Gene Ontology annotation, biological process: proteolysis. The record is from RefSeq and is a predicted model, not a curated record.